This is a messenger RNA of Haliotis rubra (blacklip abalone), 4976 nucleotides long. Its product is annotated as oral-facial-digital syndrome 1 protein-like. Gene Ontology annotation, biological process: epithelial cilium movement involved in determination of left/right asymmetry. Gene Ontology annotation, molecular function: protein binding. Lineage: Eukaryota; Metazoa; Mollusca; Gastropoda; Lepetellida; Haliotidae. Gene Ontology annotation, cellular component: ciliary basal body; centrosome. The record is from RefSeq and is a predicted model, not a curated record.
UGCUGCGGAUUCACCCCGCGACUUUCAACUAUGGCCGCUUCCGGAAAAAAUGUUCGUAAAAUGUAAACAAAAGGAAAUAUUCAACGAAAAAUGCUCAACCCUCUUGUGUUUAUCAGCUCUGUGUAAUGGAUACAUAAGUGGAAGGGAAGUUAAACAUCUAUAACACAAUGGAAGCUGCACCAACCGAAUAUCUCUCAGCGGAAGAGCUUCGCAACAGACUAUAUCACAGUUUACGGAAUCGUGGACUUGUUGAUUCUGUCAAGUCUCAGUUGAGGAACAGUAUUGUAACAGAGCUACAGACUUCCUUGCGAGGACAGCUUUCACUGCGGGACCUGAAUGUACCAGAUGAAGGCACUCUUAUCCAUCGUGCAGCUAACAGUCUUGUUGCUGAUCAUUUUAAGGCCUGUCAGUAUGACUACUCUCUCAGUGUGUUUCUGCCUGAAAGUGGCCUCUCCCAAGACAAGGUGUUCAGCAUCCCAGACAUCCUCCAGCUGCUCCACAUCAGCCCUCAGUCCAGACUCUACACCAGACUGACCUCCGCCAUGAACUCAAGGUCAUCAAAAGGGUUCUUGUGGCAGUUCCUGAAUGAGAUGUCAGCUCUUCACGCUGGUGCUACACAUGAGUUUGGGGUUCAGACUGAUCUGAUCAGAGUUGGUCCUCUAACUUCAUUGGAUGACAAGCUGCAGAGCCUAGAGGACCUGUAUUCCUCUCGUCGAGAUGAACACAUGCGGACUGGUGUGGUGGCGGUGGAAGACAGGCUCUUGUCCUAUCAGAGGCAGCUGGAAGACAGAUACAACUCUGAGCUUAAACGGGAGCUUGCCAGGAUGAAGGACACAGAGAUAGCCCGGAUACGGCUUGAGGAGAAGGAAGAAUGUCGACGCCAGAUGGACCAGCAGCGCAGAGAGCUGGAGCGGACAUACCAGUCCAAGUAUGAUGCCUUGGUGGAAAGAGAGAGGAAUUCUAUAGAGAGGCUUCAGCGUGAACAAGAGAUUCAGGAGAAGGAGAUCUAUGCCCAGAGACAGACUCUACUGGAGGAGAUGGAGGUCAUGAGGCAGAGAGAGGUUGAGGUCAAGAGGGAAAGAGAACUCACACACAGGGAGAAGGACCUGCAAGGGGAACGUAACCGCGCCAAGGAGGAUGAGAUUCGACGGAGGGAGAUGGAGGUGAAGAGACAGAACACAGAGUUCACACAGAGGCUCCACAACGAGAUGGCACAGUUCAAGCUGGACACACAGGCUCGUUUCAUUGACCGGACACAGAAUAUUGAAAUCAGAGAAACUAAGGUCAAAGAGAUGGAAAGGAUUGUUUCGGAAGAGAAGAGUAAUCUGCAGUCCUACAAGGAUGAUCUGAGAGACAAGACUCACAGGGUCAAUGAACUGGAGACACUCCUUCAGGAAUCCCGACACUCAGAAGUAUCAGCCACCAGGCAGAAUGAAUACAUCAACUCCAAACUCCGAGAUAUGGCUGAUUACAAGACUGUCAAAGAACACAAUUCUGUUCUUCGUAAUGAAAUGGAGACACUCAGGACGAGAUUGUCUGAAGUUCUCACCAUGAACGAAAGAGAAAGGGGAAGACAAGAAGAGCUGUUCCGAGAGCUCCGACGUCCAAGUCCCGAGACGCUGCUGAUGCAGAGGGACUUGGAACGGGCUCGGGAGAACCUUCGACAGGAACAGGUGUUGUUUGAACAACAGAAACAGCAACUUGAGACACGGUUGAAGGAUGAGAUUGACCGGAACCGAGAGCUGGUCCGACACUACGAGGAGCAGACACUACAGAUGAAGGAGAUGAACAGAGAGGUGAUUGACCUACGCCAGCAUCUCGCCAUGACACACCAGGCUCUCAACAAUGAGGUGUACAGAAAGCCGCACACAGAGGAAGGUGGAGUACUUCCAAGUGCAUCUCACAUAUCAGUAGGCCAGGAAUCAAGACUUCGAGACACGUCUAAUGUACGACUGUCGAGUAGUUUAGGUCGUCUCUCCAGCAGUCAAGGUCAUCCUGGUCGAUAUGACGCCCGGGAUGUGUACAAUGAUAUUGAUGUUGACCUUGACUUUGGUGGUGGUCGUCAUGGAGAGAUAUCCGAGGAGGAGGUGUCGUCAGCAGCAUCAGCUGAUGUUGUAGCGGAGGCUAAGUAUCGACUAAAGAGUCUGGAGAAGGAAGCUCAGAAUUUAGAGCGAGCAUAUACCGACUUCCACUACCAGAUGACCAACGUAGCUUCUGUCCCGGACAGACUGUCCCCCACACGGGUCAGCCAGGGAGCAUCCCGAGGUUCCCAUCAUGCUGAGUCCCCUGCUCAGAGUCCCAUCAUGCAAAUUCGACCCAUGUCUUCCACUCCAUACCAGCAGGCCAGCAAGAAGUCGUCAUCGGCUGAAUAUGACAAUGAUAGUUUUGAGGAGUUGAGUGUAGGUCGAGACAAGGGCCGGGGAUCGGUGGAGCCUGUGCCGAGGUUCGACAUCUCCAACAUGUCUGAUGAUGGGCAAGACAAGGGAAAGGAGAUGCGAGUGAAGCACCGUCCGAUCACAGUAUCAGCUGAGGCGAGACCAGGGUCUCCUGGCAUCAUGGUGGUAGCUGCAUCUGAGUCAAGCGAUGGACAUAGUCCGGGUGAUGACCGUUUACACCGAGUUGAAACACAGGGUGAACGUCAUCAGAGGGAGGAUCUAACAACACCAGUUCUUCCUCCCCCAAGUCUUCCUCCAGUCUCCCUGGACGCUGCAUGGAAAGGUGGGGAGGUAGAUUUAGAGGAAGAGCGGAGGAAGUUGGAGGAGGAGCAUGAACGUCGUGAUGAAGAGAGACGCAGGAUAGAAGAAGAAGCUUUUGAAAAGGAACAAGAAGAACUCGAUCGACUAGAAGGGCGAGAUCCACCCAAGGCACACAGUAGUGCAGGAAGAGGAGAGACGCAGGAGAAGUCAGAUGAUGACGGGAUAGACCCAGUGAUGAAGCAGUACAUGGCCAUGGUGCAGAAAAACAAGGAACAUGAGAAACAGGAGAGCUCCAAGGUUGCUCAGAAGACUGUUGACACAUGGUCACAGGGUCACAAGCAGCAGGAAGGAUCUCCAUUGCAUACAGAUAAUGACAUCUCCAUUGCUGAUGACCACCACAGCCCAAAGGGAUCUGAUGAUGAUUUUGAAUGGUGAGAGGCACUCGGUACCAAUACUACCUCCAGUGAAGACUGUCAACAUCCCAUCAAGUAUUAUUCUACAAGGCCAAACCAUUCCCUCAGACUCAGGAACCACCUUGACUCCUGUGUCGUCUCUAUAUGAUGAAUAUACAACUCUGCCUUAAUGUCUGUCCACAAACUCUUUUAUUGAUCACAAUAGUUCACAAAUAACAAGGAAAGUAAAUGAAAUGACAAUUCUAAAUGUGGGAUGCUUUGGGAUAUUAAUUCCAUCCCUCAGGUUCUGCUGAAGGCUCACACACCCAGAAUUAUGACUUUAACCUGACAUUUUCUCAUCAUACACACAGCGUUAUCAGACCUGCUCACAUGCUGUUUUUUGGCCCAGAUGUAAAGCAAAUGUCGUAGCAACUUCCUAAAUAGGCAUUAUGCUGUUAUGCUGUUCUAGUUUAUUGACCAUCAGUGUUCAUUCAAGCAUUUCCAAAAAGUGAGCCCAGAGUCCACCAGCCCUCAGUUCUGUGGGUCAUUUAGAAAAUAUUGUGGGUCAUGUCAAAUUGCUGUGACUUUUUAGCCAUACACUACUAGUUACUAGUAUGAGGUCAGUUCCUUUUUCAAACUUCCAAUCAAGGUGAGGUCAACAAGAGAAAGCAAAAAUGUACUUGUGUUUUGCUUGAGUUGCCAAGCGAAAUGAUGCAUUUCAGGCAUUUAUUGAUGCGCCGACAACAACAACCCACUCGUACCUGUAAAAAAAAAUUUUGUUUGUUAUUUUAUUUUAUUUUAUUUUAUUAAUAAAUGGCACAAGCACACGACCUAGAUUGAACACUGGAUCAUUGCCAUGUAAUUUGAUGAGGAAGCAACUGUAACUCGAUUUUCAGUGCUGUUUUACCAAUUAUGCUAAAUGGACACUCUUUCAGGUUGUUAUUGAGACUGGUUAUUGGCAGGCAUUGAUGUUUUAUAUUUUACUAAUAAGAGGAGAAAGAGGUGUAAAUGUUUAUUUCUACAACUGUGCAACAUUCAAAGUAAAGACACUGCAUUUUUAAAGAAAUUAUAUUUUAGAAAUCACAAUUUUAAAAAAAACACCCCAUUUCCCCAAAAUUUGCUUACCAGAGGCACAUAAUUUGGAAUCCCAACAUAAAGCCCCAAAAGAUGGCUUGGAUAUAUUUACAUCUACAGAUUGCUGAGAGUGGCAAAACCCCAAUACUCCUCCCUCUCUCAUAAGACAAGUUACCACUGAUAAACUGUCUAAUCAGCAUGUUAACAUGCUCAAUCAUGUGCUCAGUUUCUAUUGCAGUAAUUAAAUACUUUUGUUGUGUGUAUGAAUUCAGUUGUAUAGAAAGUGAAUAUGUAUAAUGACUGUUAGUGGAUUGCUUUGUGUGAUCUCUGUAUAUAGUGGUAAGUUAUUUAUGCCUAUGUCCAAAGUUAUUGUCAUGGAUGUAUGCAAAGAUUGGAAUGAUGAAGGUCUGAUAUUUUACCUUGUAUAUAACAUUUGCAUAUUUUUCUUAAAAAUUGAAAAUAAAAUGUGUUUGUGUGUUGUAAUGAAUUUAUGUCAAUAAAUUAUGUCUGUUAUACCUGUAAUAGGUUUUUAGAUAGAAUACAAUGUGGAAUCUUGAAUGAAGUAAUUUGCUUCCACCCUUACCCACUUGGGAUGACAUAAAUGUAUUCAAAUCUCAUACUUUAGAACUUUUUCAAUAAUCAUGACCUAAAAUGUAUUACUGUGUUUAACUGUAUGUUUUAUUACUUUUCACUGAAUGAUUUAUAUAUGAAUUACAACAGAAGAAUUUCAAGUCCGUCCAUUUAUUGUUCAUGUUAGUAUCUGUCAAUCAGUUAUGUGAACAUGCAGCCUGUAUAAAUAUAUAAUUUCUGUAAA